AUGGCGCCAAAACAGGCGACGUUGGGCAAGUUCUUUGGCCAGGCAAAUGGGGCCAAGCCAAAGGCGCCGACUCAGCAGACGAAGUUGAGUUUUUCGACCAAGGCGGCUGAUAAUGCCAAGAAGAAUGUCGAAGAGGCUAUUUCGAAGGAUGAGGACGUGAAAGAGGAGUCAAAAGAGGAGGAGGAAGAAGUUGAGAAGGUUGAGUCGGACAAAGAGACCAGCAAAAAGAGAGGACGGCCUACGAAAUCAGCUGCAGCUGCGAAGAAGGCUAAGAAGGAAGCUGUUGAGGAGGAAGACGCCGAGGUAGUGGCCCCUGCCAGCAAGCGAGCAAGAAGGGGAAGAAAGGUCAUUGAGGACGAGGAGGACGAAGCCAUGGAGGAUGCGCCAGAACCGGAGCCCAAGAAGACGAAGAAAACCGCCUCUCCCAAGAAGGCUGCCUCCCCAAAGAAGUCCGCUUCCCCCAAACCGAAAUCACCGCGGAAAAGGGGCGCCGAGACAGCAUCAGUCAUGAAGACAAGGGCUGAGGAGGACACUCCCGAGUCAUCUUCCGAGGUUGAAGAGGAGGAGAUGCAAGACGAGGAAGAAAAGCCUGAAGUCGCGGCCAAAGUCCGCCAAAAGGUUCAGGCCAGCCUCAAGUCGGAGGUCAAGCAUCCAUAUCCGGAUUGGAAGAAGGGUGAUCCAGUGCCGUACGCUGCGCUCUGCACCACCUUUUCCCUGGUGGAGCUUACCACCAAGAGGCUCGAGAUCAUGGCACACUGCUCCCUGUUCCUGCGCCAGGUUUUGAGGCUCACACCAGAUGACCUUCUAUCAACUGUUUUACUCAUGAUCAACAAGCUUGCCCCUGACUACGCGGGUAUCGAGCUCGGAAUCGGUGAGUCGCUGAUUAUGAAGGCGAUAGGCGAGUCGACUGGGCGCAGUUUGGCGGUCAUCAAACAGGAUCAGAAGGAGAUUGGCGACCUUGGCCUGGUUGCCGUCAAGUCCAGGUCCACGCAGCCCACGAUGUUCAAGCCCAAACCGCUCACGGUACAGGGUGUCCUCAAGGGACUCAUGGGAAUCGCCACGGUGAACGGCAACGGCGCGCAAGGCAAAAAGGUGGAUGGCAUCAAGAAGCUCCUAUCAGCGGCCGAUUCGACUGGAAACCGCAAGGUAGACAUUACCAAGGACAAAGGCGGCCCGAGCGAGGCGAAGUACAUCGUUCGCUUCCUAGAAGGUAAGUUGAGACUUGGGCUGGCCGAGAGGACAGUUAUUGUCUCGCUUGCGCACGCCAUUGUGGCGCACGAGGCGGCGCAGAAGGGUGGAGUGCCCAGUCCCGACGAUAUCACGAAGGGGGAGUCGAUUCUCAAGACGGUUUACAGCGAACUGCCCAGCUACGAUAUCAUCAUCCCCGCGAUGGUGGAGCACGGCAUCCAGAACCUCAGAGAGCACUGCAAGCUGCGGCCUGGUGUUCCCCUCAAACCCAUGUUGGCGAAACCUACCAAGGCCAUCACCGAAGUCCUAGACCGCUUCGAAAACCAGACCUUCACAUGCGAGUACAAGUAUGACGGCGAAAGAGCGCAGAUCCACUAUGUCGCCAAGGACACAGACGAGGAGCUCAGUCAGUCGGCAAUGAGCGUCACCAAAGAGGUUGGCAAGGGUGUGGCUGCCAUCUUUUCGAGAAACUCGGAAGAUCUGUCCAAGAAAUACCCCGACGUUCUCGCUAAGCUUCCCACCUGGGUCAAGGAGGACACUAAGAGCUUUGUCUUGGAUUGCGAAUCUGUAGCCUGGGACGUCCAGGAGAAGAAGGUUCUGCCCUUCCAGCAGCUCAUGACGCGGAAGAAGAAGGAUGUCAAGGUGGAAGACGUCAAGGUCAAGGUGUGCGUGUUUGCCUUUGACCUGCUCUACCUGAACGGGGAGGCGGUCGUUGAGAAGUCCCUGAGGGAGCGCCGCGAGCUAUUCCACAAGGCCUUCCAACCCGUUGAGGGCGAGUUUUCGUUUGCCACAUCCAUGGACGGCCAGGAGCUUGAUGAUAUCCAGACGUUCCUCGACGAGUCGGUCAAGGCCUCCUGCGAGGGUUUGAUGGUCAAAAUGCUGGAUGGCGAGGAGAGUGGGUAUGAGCCGAGCAAGCGGAGUCGGAACUGGCUGAAGAUCAAAAAAGACUACCUCUCUGGCAUCGGCGACUCUCUCGACCUCGUCGUCCUCGGCGCCUACCACGGCAAGGGCAAACGCACCUCGGUCUACGGCGCGUUCCUUCUGGCUUGUUACAACCCGUCUACUGACACAUACGAGACGGUGUGCAACAUUGGCACGGGCUUUAGCGAGGCUGUGCUUGAGGAGCUGCACGGCGCCCUCUCCCAGAUCGUCAUCGACCGCCCCAAGCCAUUCUACUCACACAGCUCCGGCGGACAGCACCAGCCCGACGUCUGGUUCGAGCCGAAGUAUGUCUGGGAGGUCAAGACAGCCGAUCUGACGCUCAGCCCGCGGUACAAGGCGGGGAUGAAGGAGGGUGUUGACCCCGGCGGCGAGAAGGGGAUCAGUCUACGGUUCCCCAGAUUUAUCAAGAUCCGUGACGACAAAAAGCCGGACGAGGCGACCAGCAGCCGGCAGGUGGCAGAAAUGUACUGGAAGCAGGAGAGCGUGACCAAGAGCAAGGGGCCGGCGGUGGAUGAUGAUUUCGAGUAUUAA
Chaetomium fimeti is the source of this 2661-nucleotide messenger RNA. RefSeq lists its product as uncharacterized. Gene Ontology annotation, biological process: lagging strand elongation; DNA repair; DNA recombination. Gene Ontology annotation, molecular function: ATP binding; DNA ligase (ATP) activity; DNA binding. The transcript has 5 exons. NCBI's taxonomy places the organism in Eukaryota, Fungi, Ascomycota, Sordariomycetes, Sordariales, Chaetomiaceae. Gene Ontology annotation, cellular component: nucleus; mitochondrion. The record is from RefSeq and is a predicted model, not a curated record. The coding region runs from base 1 to 2661 and encodes 886 amino acids.